This is a messenger RNA of Mesocricetus auratus (golden hamster), 1244 nucleotides long. It is a transcript of the gene Tk1, whose product is annotated as thymidine kinase 1. Gene Ontology annotation, molecular function: thymidine kinase activity; ATP binding. Gene Ontology annotation, biological process: thymidine metabolic process. The transcript is spliced from 7 exons. The record is from RefSeq and is a predicted model, not a curated record. The coding region runs from base 93 to 800 and encodes 235 amino acids. NCBI's taxonomy places the organism in Eukaryota, Metazoa, Chordata, Mammalia, Rodentia, Cricetidae.
UUGGUCGGUGAGUAUUUAAAGAAAAGCGCGAAAGCGAGGUCGCUUUCCACUCACCGACCCCGGCCCUCUCCGCUGAGGCUCGCACAGCCGCCAUGAGUUACAUCAAUCUGCCCAACGUGCUGCCCGGCUCCCCCAGCAAGACCCGGGGGCAGAUCCAGGUGAUCCUCGGACCCAUGUUCUCAGGGAAAAGCACGGAGCUCAUGAGGAGAGUCCGGCGCUUCCAGAUCGCCCAGUACAAAUGCCUGGUCAUCAAGUACGCCAAAGACACGCGCUAUAGCAGCAGCUUCUCCACGCAUGACCGGAACACCAUGGAGGCCCUGCCGGCCUGCCUGCUCCGGGAUGUGGCCCAGGAGGCCAUGGGUGUGGCUGUCAUUGGCAUCGACGAAGGGCAGUUUUUCCCUGACAUCGUGGACUUCUGUGAAAUGAUGGCCAAUGCAGGCAAGACAGUGAUCGUGGCAGCACUAGACGGAACCUUCCAGAGAAAGGCUUUCGGCAGCAUCUUGAACCUGGUGCCCCUGGCCGAGAGCGUGGUGAAGCUGACUGCCGUGUGUAUGGAGUGCUUCCGAGAAGCUGCCUACACCAAGAGGCUGGGCCUGGAGAAGGAGGUGGAGGUGAUUGGCGGAGCAGACAAGUACCACUCCGUGUGCCGCCUGUGUUACUUUAAGAAGUCCUCGGUCCAGCCUGCUGGGCCAGACAACAAAGAGAACUGCCCGGUGCUGGGACAGCCUGGAGAGCUAGCCUCGGCUGUUAGGAAGCUCUUCAGCCCUCAGCAAGUCUUACAGCACAACUCAACCAACUGACAGGACCUGGGACUGCCUGACGGACAGCGUGCCCCAGACAGGCUCACGUGCUUGUCACGCCUUUUUUAGUUCCUUUCUUGGUUGCUUGGAUGCUUCAGCCCAGACUAGAGCCAGCGCCUGCCUGGUGGUUAGGGUUUGACAUCCAGCCAGAGGUGAGGACAAAGCCACAUGGUGUUGUGACAUUGGAGGUGCCGGCUUCUUCCUCCUUGGUGGCUGUCACUCUUGCGGGCCCCGCCCCCUACCUAGGCUCCGGCCUUCACAGCCCCGUCUCUGCUGAAGCUUGGCCCACAACGGCCCCUGGAGCCAUCUUUACACAGUGCGCACUGGUCUUGCCCUACUCGGGGGCCCAGUGCCGUGACUCAGGACUCUUGGGGAGAGCCUGUGCUUCUUGUGCCAUAGUGUAAAAUGAAUGAUUAAUAUUAAAGUUUGCUACUUGAGAGCAUA